AUGCACACCGCCAUCUUGGCCCCGCCCCUCCCGCCGGGUCACGUGCUGGGGGCGCGGCCGCGGUCACGUGGCGGGGCGGUCACGUGGCGCGCGGGCCCGGUUGCCAUGGCGAGCGCGGCGCGGAGGCCGCGGCGGCUCCGCUGGGUCCUGGGCGCGCUGUGCGUGUGCUGCGCCCUGCGCCCCGCGGCCGCCGCCACCAACAUCCUCCUCCUCCUCAUGGACGACAUGGGCUGGGGGGAUCUGGGAGCUUUCGGAGAGCCUUCGAAGGAAACCCCUAACCUAGACCAGAUGGCUGCAGAGGGGAUGCUUUUCCUGGAUUUUUAUACUGCCAGCCCCCUCUGCUCUCCCUCAAGGGCAGCGCUGCUGACGGGCCGGCUCCCGGUCAGGAAUGGCUUUUACACCACAAAUGGACACGCCAGGAACGCUUACACACCACAGGAUAUAGUAGGAGGAAUCCCAGAUUCUGAAUUACUGCUUCCAGAGCUCCUGAAGAAAGCUGGCUACACCAAUAAGAUCAUUGGCAAAUGGCACCUGGGGCACCGGCCGCAGUUCCACCCGCUGAGGCACGGCUUCCACGAGUGGUUUGGGUCCCCAAACUGCCACUUCGGGCCCUACGACAGCAGGGAGCGCCCCAACAUCCCCGUGUACAGGGACUGGGAGAUGGUUGGCAGGUACUACGAGGAUUUCAAAAUUGAUCUGAAGACAGGUGAAGCCAACUUGACUCAGCUCUACCUGCAGGAAGCUCUGGAUUUUAUUAGCAAGCAGCACGCCAGCCAGCAGCCAUUCUUUUUAUACUGGGCAAUUGAUGCUACCCACGCUCCUGUUUAUGCCUCCAAACAGUUCCUGGGCACGAGUCAGAGAGGGCUGUACGGGGAUGCUGUGCGGGAAAUCGAUGACAGCGUUGGGAAAAUCCUGAAGCACCUCCAGCAGCUGGGGAUCAGUGAGAACACCUUCGUGUUUUUCACCUCUGACAACGGGGCUGCUCUCAUUUCAGCUCCCAAGCAAGGAGGAAGCAAUGGGCCUUUCCUGUGUGGCAAACAAACCACCUUCGAGGGUGGCAUGCGGGAGCCUGCCAUCGCCUGGUGGCCCGGCCACAUCCCCGCAGGAGGGGUCAGCCAUCAGCUGGGCAGUGUGAUGGAUCUGUUCAGCACCAGCCUCUCCCUGGCGGGUCUGCAGCCUCCCAGUGACAGACAGAUUGAUGGCAUCGACCUUUUACCUGUCAUGCUGCAGGGCAAGCUAAUUGACAGGCCCAUUUUCUAUUAUCGUGGCAACGAGCUGAUGGCAGUGAGAGCUGGGCUUUACAAAGCUCACUACUGGACCUGGAGCAACUCCUGGGAGGAGCACAGCAAGGGCAUCGAUUUCUGUCCCGGCCAGAGCGUGGCUGGGGUGACAACGCACACGCAGGAGGAGCACACUUACCUGCCCCUGCUCUUCCACCUGGGCAGGGACCCUGGCGAGAAGUACCCCCUAAGUUUUGCCAGUGAGGAAUACCAGCAGGCUGUGGAACGCCUCUCGGGGCUGGUCCAGCAGCACAAGGCCACCCUGGUGCCAGGCCAGCCCCAGCUGAACGUGUGUGACCAGGCUGUCAUGAACUGGUCCCCUCCAGGCUGUGAGAAGCUUGGGAAGUGCCUGAAAGCGCCGGAGUCUGAUCCUCAGAAAUGCUCUUGGCCUCACUGAUGGCUGCAGCCCUGCAGAGGCAGCUGGACACCCAGCUCCCAGUGCCUGCUCCCGUUGGCACUCCUGUUUACACAGGAAGGGUGUGAUGUGUGCAUGAUAUCAUCACUUGCUCUUCCAAAAGGGCCAGUGUUUAUAUUCCUCGUGCUCAGGGUUUAGCCUCUACUCCUCUCUUCUCCCCGUUCUUUCCCUAAAUGGUAACUCCAGUGAGGAUUGGUUCAGCUCCAAAAGCUCUCUGGACAGUCACCACUCUGCCAUCAGCUCCCAAAUGCCAUGGGUCACUCCUGCUCCUUCCCCCCAACCCUGCUCGCUCGGGUGCCCCAACAGGAGCCACGGGACAGGUCAGGAAACUCGGAGCUGCCAGGGAGCCCUGCCCAAUCUCCCCAUGUUUUGUUUGCCUGUAAUUUGUUGUUUUAACAUUUGAUUUCCAUUGUGAACUCUGGACAUAA
Messenger RNA from Prinia subflava (tawny-flanked prinia), 2123 nucleotides. It is a transcript of the gene GALNS, whose product is annotated as galactosamine (N-acetyl)-6-sulfatase. The record is from RefSeq and is a predicted model, not a curated record. Lineage: Eukaryota; Metazoa; Chordata; Aves; Passeriformes; Cisticolidae. Gene Ontology annotation, molecular function: N-acetylgalactosamine-6-sulfatase activity; arylsulfatase activity.